This is a messenger RNA of Kwoniella botswanensis, 690 nucleotides long. RefSeq lists its product as uncharacterized. The transcript is spliced from 3 exons. The record is from RefSeq and is a predicted model, not a curated record. The coding region runs from base 1 to 690 and encodes 229 amino acids. NCBI's taxonomy places the organism in Eukaryota, Fungi, Basidiomycota, Tremellomycetes, Tremellales, Cryptococcaceae.
AUGAUGGGAAUUACAUUUUAUAAUGACUUUGGAUCCUUCCUUGGAUUAUCGUUAUCCAAAUUAUCAUUUAUUAGGAUACCUUUUAUCUCGGGAAGAUCAGGUGCCACUCGGCCCGUCACGAUCAAGAAUAUUGAUCUGAAAGAAACUCGAUCGAAAACCCAAUACGAUUCAUACCGACCCGAAUUCAAUGUCAACGAUUUUACCCCAACCGAUACGGAUUUCAACAACAGUGAAGAUUCAUCUCUAGUGGCAAUUUGGCAAAGUCUAAGUCCCGAGGAAAAAAUGGCUCAAUUCGCCUAUGAAGGAUCAACACAUCCUUAUUUCACUUCAUUCGUACCUUCUUCCAUAGCCAGUACCGGUACUCGGCUCAACACCAAAAGCGACCCUACGCAAUUUGAAGAUCAUUCGAAUUUGGAUUCCGGCAAUACCACUCCAACGUCAUCAAGUGGUAUCUCAUCGUCUUCAUCAACGUCAACAUCAACAUUAUGUACAUCCGAUACUUCACCUACUUCCGCUCCACAUCCAACGGGAUCAGAACGAAUGAACGCUCUCUUCGAUGAUGACGACGCGGGUAUCGAAAAGAUGAUACUGUCUCUCACAUCCGAUGUAGAUAGAGAGGGUCAAGAGAGGGGGGUGAAGUUGAUUCUGGAAGAGGGGAGGAGAAGAUGGGCAAUUUGGAAGGAAGUGUAG